Chinchilla lanigera (long-tailed chinchilla) is the source of this 834-nucleotide messenger RNA. It is a transcript of the gene Pttg1, whose product is annotated as pituitary tumor-transforming 1. NCBI's taxonomy places the organism in Eukaryota, Metazoa, Chordata, Mammalia, Rodentia, Chinchillidae. Gene Ontology annotation, cellular component: nucleus; cytoplasm. Bases 147 to 773 code for a protein of 208 amino acids. The record is from RefSeq and is a predicted model, not a curated record. Gene Ontology annotation, biological process: chromosome organization. The transcript has 6 exons.
CCCGGGGCGCGCCAAUUGGGUCGUUAGUUAUGGUUUAAACCGCCGGUGCGGCGCGGUCGGCUGCGGUGUCCGUCUGGUGCAUCUGGCUGUUGGAGCUCGCUGGACCCCGGUGUCCGCGUACGCUCCCUGCCCCCGUGCAAUCCAGGAUGGCGACUCGGAUCUUCGUCGACAAGGAAAACGGAGAACCAGGCGCCCGUGGGGCCCCUAAGGAUGGGCUGAAGCUGGGGUCGGGGCCGGGGUUCUACUUUGUCCUCGCAGUCAAAGCCUUAGAUGGGAGGUCUCAGGUUUCAGCGAAGCACGUUGGCAAGAAGUUCAGUGCUCCACCAGCCUUACCUAAAACAGGCAGAAAGGCUUUGGGAACUGUCAACAGAGCUACGGAGAACUCAGUCAAGAGCAAUGGACCCCUCAGACAAAAACCAAACUUCUCUGCCAAAAAGAUGCCUGAGAAGACUGUCAAAGCUCAAAGCUCUGUUCCCGCCUCUGAUGACACCUAUCCGGAAAUAGAAAAAUUCUUUCCCUUCAAUCCUCUAGAUUUUGAGAGCUUCGACCUGCCUGAGGAGCACCAGAUCGCACAGCUGCCCUUGAGCGGAGUGCCGCUCAUGGUGCUCGAGGAGGAGGAGGAGAGAGGGCUGGAGAGGCUGCUGCAGCUGGGCCCCCCUUCCCCCGUGAAGAUGCCCUCCCCGUGGGGAGCUGAUCCGUUGCAGUCUCCUCCAAGUGUUCUUUCCAUCCUGGAUGUUGAAUUACCACCUGCUUGUUAUGACAUAGAUAUUUAAAUUUCUUACUGGUUUAUAGUUUGUGUGUAUUUGUAUAAAUAAAGCAUUUCUGUGUAACAGA